GGGACUAUCAGAAUCAUGAAGGAGGAGAGGAAGCCAGGAUCAUUUGAGGUAUCCUUGAAUAGAUCCAGGUGCAAAGAGGAAGAAGAAUGGAGAAGGAAUAGAUCCGUGACGGUUCAGCAUAAUCGCUUCCAGGAAGCCCUGGUGCAAACAAAGGAGAAAUUAUUUAAAGUUGUACCGCGUACACAGAGUUCCACUCAGAGCACAAACUUCACCGCCAAUCAGAGAAUCAGUAUGGAUGGGAAGCCCUAUAAAUGUUUUGAGUGUGGGAAGAGUUUUAGUAAGAAGGGAGUCCUUACCGUACAUCAAAGAAUUCACACAGGGAUGAGGCCUUUUAAUUGCUUGCGGUGUGGAAAGAGCUUCCGAAAAAAUGUGAAUGUCACUGAACCCCAAAGAGCCUAUGCAGGGGAGAAGACAUAUAUGUGUUUGUACUGCGGUAUGUAUUAUCACCAUCAGAAUAUCCUUGGUGGGAAUUUAAGUUCUCAACCCAAGAUACGUCCAGGAGAGAAAUCAUGUAAAUGUCUGGAAUGUGGAAAGAGCUUCUUGAAAAAAGGGGACCUCACCCGACAUCGAAGGAUUCACACAGGGGAAAAACCGUAUCAUUGUUUAGAGUGCGGGAAGAGCUUUGGGCUUAGGACAAGCCUGAUUUCCCACCAAAGGACUCACACGGGCGAGCAACCGUAUAAAUGCUUGGAGUGUGGGAAGAACUAUUCCAGAAGGACAAACCUGAUUGCUCAUCAAAGGAUUCACACGGGGGAACAACCCUAUAAAUGUCUGGAGUGUGGGAAGAACUACUCUCGAAGAACCAGUCUUACGGUACAUCAGAGACUUCAUACAGGCGAGAAGCCAUAUAAAUGCCUGGAGUGCGGGAAGAGGUAUUCUCGAAGAACGAACCUGAUUGCCCAUCAGAGGAUUCAUACGGGGGAGAAACCGUAUCAUUGCUUGGAGUGUGGAAAGAGUUUCCGGAGGAACUGGAACCUUGUCAGGCAUCAAAGGAUUCACUCCGGGGAGACGCCGUAUUCAUGCUUGGAAUGUGGCAUGAAAUUUCGUUACGUGAUUAAUCUUCGAAAUCACCAGAGAUUUCAUACAGGGGAACAACCGUAUAAAUGCCCAGAGUGUGGAAAGAAUUACUGUACUAAGGGAAGCCUAGUGACACAUCAGAAAAUGCACAGAGGGGGGAAACCAUAUCAAUGUUUGGAAUGUGGAAAGGGCUUUCUGAAAAAUGGGGAUUUUAACAGACAUCAAAGAAUUCACGCAGGAGAGAAACCUUACCAAUGCUCUGAGUGUGGAAUGAGUUUUGGACUGAGGGCCAGCUUGAAUUCCCACCUAAGAACUCACUUAGGAGACCAACCAUACAAAUGCUUGGAGUGUGGGAAGAGCUAUUCCAGAAGAACAAACCUUACUGCGCAUCAACGGAUUCACACAGGGGAGCAACCAUAUAAAUGCUUGGAGUGUGGAAAGAGCUACUCCAGAAGAACAAACUUGAUUGUACAUCAGAGAAUCCAUACAGGGGAAAAACCGUGUAUAUGCCUGGAAUGUGGGAAGGGAUUCAGGAAAAACGGGGACCUGACAGUCCAUCAAAGAAUCCAUACGGGAGAGAUGCCAUAUAAGUGUGUUGACUGUGGGAUGAAGUUUCGUCGCAGAAUUAACCUUAAGGAUCAUCAGAAAUUUCAUACCGAAGAACAGCCAUAUAAAUGCUUGGAGUGUGGGAAGAACUACUCGAGCAGCGGGAGUCUAGCUUCGCAUCAAAAAAUCCACCGAGGUGAGAAACCGUAUAAAUGUCUGGAAUGUGAAAAAAGUUUCUGGAGGAUUGGGGACCGUAACGAUCAUCAAAGGGUUCAUAUAGGGGAGAAACCCUAUAAAUGCUUAGAGUGUGGCAAGAGCUUCCACUUCAUCACCACCCUGACUUCCCACCAGAGAAUUCACACAGGGGAUCAACCGUAUAAAUGCUUGGAGUGUGGAAAGGUUUACUCGAGUCAGGCAAAUCUAACUUUGCAUCAAAGGAGCCACACGGGGCAGAGAUCGUAUGAAGGCAUGGAAGUAUGGAAAGAGCUUCCGGAAAAAGUAGGACUCUGCUAGGUAUCAGAGAAUCCACCCAGAAGAUCAAUGCUGCCCAUAUCACAGGAGCUUCUCUUCCAACAAAACACUUACAUACAAAUCCCUGUACAAAGGGAUGAUGUCAAGAUGGCAGUCUCAAUUACACAUGGACAUGCAUGAGUGCGCACACACACCAUAGACAGCCCUGCUUAUUUCACAUCAAAAAAUCCACAUUGGAGUGGAUUCUCUAAGUGUUUAGGACCAAGAAAGAUCUUUCAGUGACAUUUGAAAUAUUUUUAAAAUGUUAGAUAAAUAGACUAGAGGUUUUCUAACCAGGUUGAUAGAAGUAGCUGGAGGAGGAAGAACCUCUUCUGGACUAAACAAAAUAUUUGAAAUAUUGAUAGCCCACUAGGGAGUAUUCCUGUUAGCUGUGUUAUUCUCCACUGGUUCGGGUGCUUUCUCAUCACAAGUAUUUCAGAGGUGCUCAGUUUUUAAUUUAAUGCUUUGUAAAUCUUUUUACUAAAUCAUUAGAAUGGGAGAACCAGGGUGUAAAAAUAAGGAAAAGUAUGUCUUCACUUUGAAAUAAAAAUAGGAUUUAAGGCAGUUCACAUUAACACAGAAGUGAUCAUCACCCUCUGGGGGAG
Python bivittatus (Burmese python) is the source of this 2678-nucleotide messenger RNA. Lineage: Eukaryota; Metazoa; Chordata; Lepidosauria; Squamata; Pythonidae. The record is from RefSeq and is a predicted model, not a curated record.